Penicillium expansum is the source of this 1770-nucleotide messenger RNA. RefSeq lists its product as uncharacterized. Gene Ontology annotation, cellular component: nucleus. Gene Ontology annotation, molecular function: zinc ion binding; DNA-binding transcription factor activity, RNA polymerase II-specific; transcription cis-regulatory region binding. NCBI's taxonomy places the organism in Eukaryota, Fungi, Ascomycota, Eurotiomycetes, Eurotiales, Aspergillaceae. Gene Ontology annotation, biological process: positive regulation of transcription by RNA polymerase II. The record is from RefSeq and is a predicted model, not a curated record. The coding region runs from base 1 to 1770 and encodes 589 amino acids. The transcript is spliced from 4 exons.
AUGCCCCGAAACCCCACACCGGCAGCUAAGCAGCGUGUUCGGACCGGUUGCCUGACGUGUCGGAAAAGAAGGAGAAAAUGUGAUGAGCAGAAACCGACCUGUGCCAACUGUGAGGCGAAAGGCUUCGCUUGUAAAUAUAGCUCUGAUUUGGCGUUUGUGUCGCAGCGCGAGGGGGUUGUUUCCGGUGCGUCGAGACGGGCGUAUAGCAGUAUCACAUUUGUCGAUGGGUCGCCCCUUGCAGCUGCAACAAAGGAAAAGUCAAAGGCCCCACAGAAGCCUACAGAUGAUUCCCAGAGCGAUGGUUUUUCUUUAGACGAAUUACACUCUUCAGCUGGUGGCCCAGAUGGCCCAGACAACCUUGAGGAAGCCCGCCAUCCGUUUAGAUUCCAAGCCACGUUGUUAUCGGCGGCGCCUAAUGUCGACUUUUCUGAACCUCCAAUCCCGUUUGUCGGAGAACGAGGAGAACGAAGUGCGCCGGGUACUCGAUAUAUGAACAGUGCUCCAUACUUCGGGUACCGAUCCAGCACCAGUAAUCAAGCAGUAGAAUCACGAGGAGCCCUUACAAGUGGUAGCCGUGAGACUGACCUGCUUCGACAUUUCCGGUACCACGUCGGGCCUUGGAUCGAUACCGGAGACCCUGAGCUCCCAUUCGGACUCCAAGUUCUUCUGCUCUCGCGAACAAAUAGAGCUCUGCAAGCUGCAGUACUUGGAUUGUCUGCCGGUCAACGACUUCUCGUGGCAUCUCCAAAUAGCAUGGACCUGGAAAGCAGCCAGCAGUUCCGAAAGGAAGCGGAAGACAGUCUUGCGCUUGAGUAUGAUUUGACUAGAUAUGCUGGUCAUACCCUCUUGAUGCUUCAGGAUGCUCUGCCUGCUGGACCGCAGCAGUGGAGAAGUCUUCUGAUUGACAAAAUAGAGCAUAUAAGUGACUUUGCGUCCCGAGCAGUGGGAGAAGAGCUUGGGGACGCUUUGUUGUGGCUUUACUUCCGACUUGACCUCGCCGGCUCAAUAUCCUCUUCAAAGCCACCGCUUAUGCCCUUUCGAUCAUUAUUACGGCGGGAUGGCACAUUACUACAUCACCCACAGUCCACGCGGCCUCAGACCGUCAAUUCCGAAUACAAGCACAUAUUGUGUCUUCUGGGACACUGCUUAGCUCUAAUACACGGCGAUCGGCAAAUACCCACCCCCCAUACAGUUGCAUCACCAGAGCUGGCAGCAUUCCCAUCUUUACGACAAUCACACUCCCUAUCACAAUGGACAUUCCUCUGGUCAGACUGUCAGAAAUGGUACAACGAGCGGCCAGUAAAUGUUCAGCAGAUCGUGGACAUCCGCGGCGGCGAAGCCGACCAAAUUGACCCUGACCAUGACUCCUCAUUCCCAAUCCUCAUCUACACGACCCCAAUGGCGCUGGUCGCCAACGCUGUCUACCACAUGAUCUCCCUCUUAUUGUUGACCCAUAAGCCGCGACUUUUGAAGUCACUGCCUGGGCCAAGGUCUGUCACCUCGCAUAUCUGGCAUGCGCAGUCGAUCGCUGGCAUCGCAGCAAGCAAUGACUCCCCCGAGCAAUGGGAUCCGAUAUUGGUUGCGAGUCUUCUCACUAUUGCCAAGGAGAUGACGCACGAAUCCCAGCAAGCAGUUUUACUUAAACGAUUUUCCAGGAUUACAGCCACAACGGGCAUCAACCUGGACCGAGAGACCGAGGCGCUUCAAGCGGGAUGGAACCUGGCGCGAUAUGAGGAAUUCGACGAUGAACCUGAUGCUAUGAUUUCAUAA